This is a messenger RNA of Penicillium mononematosum, 2502 nucleotides long. Its product is annotated as putative regulator of nonsense transcripts. Gene Ontology annotation, biological process: nuclear-transcribed mRNA catabolic process, nonsense-mediated decay. The transcript has 2 exons. The record is from RefSeq and is a predicted model, not a curated record. Bases 1 to 2502 code for a protein of 833 amino acids. Gene Ontology annotation, molecular function: ATP binding; RNA helicase activity; zinc ion binding. Gene Ontology annotation, cellular component: cytoplasm. NCBI's taxonomy places the organism in Eukaryota, Fungi, Ascomycota, Eurotiomycetes, Eurotiales, Aspergillaceae.
AUGAGCUACCAACCGGAAGACCCCUCAGCGGGAGCCGAAAUUAAUGAGAUUGCACUUGGGCGCGCACGUCCACGCCGGCAUGAUGAUGAAGAUGAAGGCUCUGAUGCCUUCGAAGAUGACGACAUAGAAAGCACAGUCGGCGCACCCACAAACGGGAAUCAGAAGUCCCAAGGAAAUGGAGAGGAGGAAAUAGAGCUCCCUGCCCAUGCAUGCGCGUACUGUGGCAUUCACAACCCGAGCAGCGUUGUCAAAUGUCUUUCGUGCAAUAAGUGGUUCUGCAGUGCACGUGGCAAUACCUCUUCUUCCCAUAUCGUCAAUCACCUUGUCCGAGCUCGUCAUAAGGAAGUCCAGCUUCACCCCGCCUCUUCUUUGGGUGAUACUAUUCUGGAAUGCUACAACUGUGGCACCAAAAAUGUCUUCUUGCUUGGAUUCAUUCCCGCGAAAUCCGAUACCGUUGUUGUUUUGCUAUGUCGACAGCCAUGUGCCUCUAUGCCAUCCUCUAAGGAUAUGAACUGGGAUACUUCACGAUGGCAGCCUCUUAUUGAGGAUCGUUCUUUCCUUCCCUGGCUCGUGGGAGCACCCACUGACCAAGAACAACUCCGAGCCCGUCACCUCAGUCCUCAAUUGAUUGCGAAACUGGAGGAAAUGUGGAAAGACAACUCUCAGGCGACCCUGGAAGACCUAGAAAAGGCCACAGCAGUGGAUGAUGAGCCGGCGCCAGUCCUACUUCGCUACGACGAUGCUUUCCAGUACCAAAAUAUUUUCGGGCCACUCGUCAAAAUUGAGGCUGAUUACGACCGCAAGUUGAAGGAAUCUCAAUCCCAAGAUGGACUCAUUGUGCGCUGGGAUCUUGGUCUCAACAACAAGCACCUCGCAAGCUUUGUGCUGCCCAAGCUUGAGCUGGGUGAUGUCAAAUUGGCUGUGGGCGACGAGAUGCGCAUCAAGUACAAUGGUGAAUUGCGUCCCAAGUGGGAGGGCGUGGGCUAUGUCAUCAAGAUCCCGAACAAUCAAUCUGAUGAGGUCACUAUCGAACUACGCGCCAAGGGCGACCACAAGUCAGUCCCCACAGAAUGCACGCACAAUUUUAUGGCCGACUAUGUUUGGAAAUCAACUUCCUUCGACCGCAUGCAAUGUGCUAUGAAGACAUUUGCCGUGGAUGAGCAGAGUGUCUCAGGCUACAUUUUCCAUCGCCUCCUUGGCCAUGAGGUUGCUGCAGCUCCUAUGAAGACCCAGAUUCCGAAAAAGUUCAGUGUUCCAGGCCUGCCAGAUCUGAACGGCAGUCAAAUCAACGCUGUUAAAAGUGUCCUCCAGCGACCUCUCAGUUUGAUCCAAGGCCCCCCAGGAACUGGUAAGACCGUUACCUCGGCCACCAUCAUCUAUCAUCUUGCCAAGAUCAAUGGAGGCCAGGUUCUUGUCUGCGCUCCGUCCAACGUUGCGGUUGACCAGCUCUGCGAACGUAUCCAUCGGACGGGUCUGAAGACCGUGCGAGUUACUGCAAAAUCUCGCGAGGAUGUGGAAUCUGCCGUUGGUUUCCUUUCACUGCACGAGCAGGUUCGUAUGAACGAUAGCAACAUUGAGUUGGUGAAACUCAACCAGCUCAAGGCCGAACUUGGGGAAUUGUCUAGCCAAGAUGAGAAGCGCCUGAAGCAACUUACCCGGUCUGCUGAGCGUGAGAUUUUGACCAACGCGGAUGUGAUCUGCUGUACUUGCGUUGGUGCAGGCGAUCCUCGUCUUUCAAAGGGCAAGUUCCGCACCGUCCUGAUUGACGAAUCAACCCAAUCUGCUGAGCCCGAGUGUAUGAUCCCCUUAGUUCUGGGCUGCAAGCAAGUUGUGCUGGUUGGUGAUCACCAGCAGCUUGGACCCGUGAUCAUGAACAAGAAGGCUGCCAAGGCUGGUCUAAACCAGUCUCUGUUCGAGCGUCUCGUUAUCUUGGGCUGCUCUCCUAUCCGUUUGAAUGUCCAGUAUCGUAUGCACCCGUGCCUUUCUGAAUUCCCCUCGAACAUGUUCUACGAAGGCUCGCUUCAGAACGGUAUCACCAUUGCCGAUCGUGUCCGCCGUGACGUUGACUUCCCUUGGCCCAUCAUCGAUGAUCCCAUGAUGUUCUGGUCGAAUCUGGGCAACGAAGAGAUCUCCGCGUCAGGCACCUCGUAUCUAAACCGCACCGAAGCUACCAACGUCGAGAAGAUUGUCACACGUUUCUUCAAGGCAGGUGUCCAGCCUAAGGAUAUCGGUAUCAUCACUCCUUACGAGGGACAGCGGAGCUACAUCGUCAGCUCGAUGCAGGCAAACGGCACCUUCAAGAAGGAACAUUACAAGGAGAUUGAGGUCGCGUCGGUCGAUGCAUUCCAGGGCAGAGAGAAGGAUUACAUUAUCCUUUCAUGUGUUCGUUCCAAUGAUCACCAGGGUAUAGGUUUCCUGAGCGAUCCUCGUCGCCUCAACGUGGCCCUUACUCGUGCUCGAUUUGGCCUGGUUAUCCUCGGAAACCCUAAAGGUCUUGUCUAA